This is a messenger RNA of Mizuhopecten yessoensis (Yesso scallop), 2225 nucleotides long. RefSeq lists its product as uncharacterized. NCBI's taxonomy places the organism in Eukaryota, Metazoa, Mollusca, Bivalvia, Pectinida, Pectinidae. The record is from RefSeq and is a predicted model, not a curated record. The transcript has 2 exons. Bases 68 to 2122 code for a protein of 684 amino acids.
UUCUAUCAGGUGUAUUUAUACAGGUACAUUAGAUCAGACGUCACACUUCACAUCUCUGGCUGCAGAAAUGGCACUUAAGAUGCUGUUACUUGCGGUAUUAACGAUCUCGGUGUGGACAGCCAGCGCUAACCGGGGCCACGAUCUAAACGUGCUGAAAGGCACCGUGCAGACCCUAGCCCGCCAACUCAUGCUGCAGCAACUGUUCGUGGAGGAGAGAAUACGAUCGGACGGAGACUCGGGUGUAAAACAAAUCCGGGUGGCCAACAAGGGCACCAGGAGCUACUUUGCGGACACCAUUACCCAGCGGUCCGCCUUGGCCAUCCAUGACCACUCCAACUAUGAUCGUACAGUGGGUAUGGGCGAGUUAAUUGCUGUCCUCAACGGUGUCGAAUUCCGCACCCGACACAACGACUACAAACUACGCAUGCCCAGUAGACACUCCAAGACAUACAACGCGUUGGAAGACCUGCCUUUCCCCGAUGUGCCGCCUUCCGUUAGAAACAAGCAUACGGUGGUGGAACAGAUCAAGGAGAUGCGCGAGUACUUCCGGGCGUUCAAGGAACAGAACCCACAAAUCCGCUCAGACUAUAAGAACUUUUUCAAGCCUGCCAUGUGUUAUCUUGAGGGAGGCUGGACCACUAACACAGAAUCACUAGAAGAACCCUUCCACAGCGACCGCCAUUUUCUAGACGCGGCUGGCUGGACUGAUCUACAGAAGAAGAUCCGAUUUGCGUCUUACACCGGAAGUAAGAGCUUGAUGGAAAACUACGGCUUCCUACCCACCACACUUGUGGACGUCAAGAACGGAACACCUGUGUACGCCCAAUGGAACUACCGCAUCCUCUGCCAUCCAAUUAAAACAGAGCUAGGGCUUGGAGACUUCGCUCUUGUGGACGACAUAGGGUCACGUCUGGCCAACAGGAAGACUAUAGAUCAAAUGUCUAUGAACAAGGCGGCCAGGUUUACCCUGAACCCCACACACGCCAGCCACAAUUACAACAGCACGCGUGGACAUGGAAAGCUCGACAUCAGACUCUACGGACAAGGCAUUAUAGAUAACAUUAUGCAAGAAAUUCCAGGUAAGGACAAUUAUCUUGCAGACUUAAAUGAUCACUCAUUUCAAAAGACGGAGUACGAUAUGAAGUACUCCAACCUUACUCAGCUGAACACCGGGUACUAUCACCGCUGGUUCAAGUACCAACAAGAGGGCAAUCCUAGAACAUACACCGCGUACCGGGGUUACUCUGACCAGAACCUGUGGACCGCCCAGACAACACAGCAACAGAUAAACCCUCGCGAUGUCAGGAAUUGUUAUAACGAUCAUCACACGCAUAAACGCGUGUGUCAUAUGCAGAGCACCAGGUACACGUACGCUAUCCCACUAGAAAUCAUCUGGCUUACACCGCUGUAUAAAUGGAAUCCAUAUGACUUAACAUUCCACCAUGGGUCUCCCACAGUUUCGCCAGCGAACUCAGUCGACGCAAACGGUCGAGAUGGUGGGAUGAGCGCCACCAAAGCCUUCAACGGUACUCGCUAUGAUGCCUUUUAUUUUACGCCAAACGAGUUCUUCAAGAGCGGUGCAGACGUCACCAGAGAGGCGGUAGGUGUUCUGGACAAACACGACCAGGUUAGGAGCGUUCGAUCCUCGGGCACCCGCAUCUUCUUACCAGAUAUUGAAGGUGUUGGCAAGGUGAGACUAAGGUACCCCAUCGCGCCAGCGCAUUUUGAGGGUAACGCCGUCUACAAGGAGAUAGACGCUCUCAAAGAGAUGGUUAUGAACAUGCAGGACUACGUGAAGUAUUUUGAGGUACCACCAGCAGUUGGACAACACACGACCAACCAGACUCUCGUGAUUGCACCUGACGACGAACACUUUCAGAUGUCUAACACAACGUACCAUAACAAAAUUCACAUGCAUGACGUAUACUUGAGCAAACAGCAAUACCGUGACGUGUUGCACUCCAAAAACGUCACCGUGUACUCGUCUGUUGCCAUGGGACACCAGCAUCAACUCGAGAUAGCCGUAGAUCCACACAACCACACCGUCUUCAAGAUCAACAAGUGUGACGGUCAUCCAACUUGUUAUGACGGCCACUCACCCAUUCUCACGCAUCUUCCUUAGGCCAGACAUCACUUCUGAUGGCACGUCACUACCUAUGAGGAAGAGCAGAUUGCAUCAGUCUAAUUGAAAUUCACAUUCAAAAUAUUAAAUGGUUAUCAAUUUG